Cataglyphis hispanica is the source of this 1299-nucleotide messenger RNA. RefSeq names its product suppressor of fused homolog (gene Su(fu)). The transcript is spliced from 7 exons. The record is from RefSeq and is a predicted model, not a curated record. NCBI's taxonomy places the organism in Eukaryota, Metazoa, Arthropoda, Insecta, Hymenoptera, Formicidae. Gene Ontology annotation, cellular component: cytoplasm; nucleus. The coding region runs from base 1 to 1299 and encodes 432 amino acids. Gene Ontology annotation, molecular function: transcription factor binding.
AUGCGCGAAUGCGAAGAGUUUACGAGGAGUUUUCCGCCAGGUCAGCCGGUCCAGGCCCCGCUGCCGCCGCCACGAGCCCCGGGUCUCGACGCUCUGUACAACCUAUGUCGGCAGAUCUAUCCGGAACAGAUCAAUCCCUUAACGGUCACGGCAAUCGUGAAAUAUUGGCUAGGAGGGCCUGAUGCCCUCGACUACAUUAGCAUGUACGCUAAUCCAGGAUGUCCCGAGCUCGGAGUACCUCCACAUUGGCACUAUGUCAGUUUAGGAUUGUCCGAUCUACACGGCGACGGUCGGUUACAUCCUAAACCUGGUCCAGGUCGUCCCAGCGGAUUCGGAUUCGAGUUAACUUUCCGGCUCGUUCGCGAAAGGGGCGAGAUGACGCCGCCCACAUGGCCGGCGAAUGUGAUGCAGCAAUUGGCCAAAUAUGUUUUCAAUUCCGGGAAUACGUUGAUGCCGGGUGACCACGUUUCUUGGCACGCUCCGUUGGACAACGGAAACGGUCGUAUCACCCAGAUCUUGAUGGGACAGGAUCCGCAACUGCCGACGAUUUCAACGCCUCACGGCGACGUUUCAUUUGUUCAAAUUGUCGGCGUCACUUCCGAGGAACUGCAGGCGGCUCAACAUUGGAACGGUCCAGGUGUCGUGAAUUUAUUAAAAAGCGCACGAGAUUGCGGUCCGUGGUUACUCACGAACAUGAGAAGAAUGCAUUCCGCCAUGGAAGACGAUCCUUCUAUAGCGGAGAAGAUACAAUGCGGUAUCGAGAGAGAUGGAUCAAACACAAGUGGUGUAUCCGCUAAAUGUUGGUGGGUGCAAAUAACGAACGAUAAGAGCGCGGAGAGAUAUAGGGAGAGAAGAAACGAUUCCGACGAUGAGGAGGAGAAUGUGAAACCGAUCGUAAAAACGGAAAGGCUUUCGCCGUGCGAGCAGAAGGACACAGUUUCUGAUGAAAAUUGUAUUAGAGUUCUAUCCGGAUUACACCUAACGUUCAACCUCGAAGCCGGCUCAUUACUGCCGUUAGCAUUAAAAGGCCGUGUGAUGCACGGGAGGCAUUUCACAUUCAAAUCCAUAUUGUCCCAUACGGCUAUCACGAUAGUUGCGCCAUCGGUCACAGGUACUUUCGUGUCUAAGGACAGACCGUACGUUGUUCAAGGUCCAUGGCUGCAAGUGCUUCUCUCAGAAGAGUUAUCCGAAAGAAUGGCCGAAGAAUUUCAAAUUUUGAACGCAUCGGAUAAGAUUCAAUUGCCAAAGACGUUUUCUUGGCCGGAACAUAAUUUAGCCAUCACCAUCAUCAACGAUUAA